AUGUCUGUCAGCAGAAAGGACUGGUCUGCGCUGUCCAGCCUGGCCCGGCAGCGGACUCUGGAGGAUGAGGAGGAACAGGAGCGUGAACGCAGGCGGCGGCACCGCAACCUGAGUUCUACCACUGACGAUGAGUCUCCCAGGCUCACCCAGAAUGGAGACCAGCGGGCUGUGGAGAGGCUGCCCAAUGUGGAGGAAGCAGAGGUGGCCAAGCCACCACCCUCAGUCUUCAAAGAUGAGGUCGAGGACAUCCAGACCAUUCUCAGGACACAGCAUGAGCGGAGGCAGAGGCGGCAGGUGGUGGAGGCUGUCCAGGAGAGGCCGGAAGCAGAGGAGGGAGAAGACAGCUUGGCCCCCGAGCAGGCCAUGCAACAGCCACUUGUGCCCAAGAAGGACCUGGAGCCCCUGCCUCGCCGGAGACUGAGCAGGGAGCAGCGGGGCCCCUGGGCCCAGGAGGGAGAGUGUUUGGAAGGCCAGGAGUCAGGAGCCGGGAAGAAGGGCCUUCCAGAGAAGACCUUGGUUUCUGAGAAAUCCCCUGUGGUAGAGAAGACGGCAGUGCCAGCCAAGAAACUGGCCUCAGAGAUGGCUUCUACUUCCGAGAAGGGGCCAACAGCAGAGAAAGCAUCCCCGUUGGAGAAGACGGCUGCCUCAGAGAAGAGAGGCAGCCCAGGGAAGCUGAUUCCAGAAAAACAAAGUGUCUCAGAGAAGUUGCCGGCCCCUGAGAAGACAUCUGUGUCCCAGAAGACAGCGGUGUCAGAGAAGAGGUCCAUGUUAGAAAAGAAGUCAGCUCUAGAAAAAGCCAAUGUCUCCGAGAAAAUGCCAGAGAGGAGGAUGGUGUCUGAGAAAGCAUCUAUCUUUGAAAAGUUACCAGUCUCAGAGACAAAGCUGGCCACCAAGAAGGCAGCAGCCACAGAGCAGCACCAGGCUCCUGUGAGAAGCCAGGACAUCACCAAGGAGCCCAGAGGAAGGGCCUUCCCUGGGAAGAGCCCAUCUUCCUCAGUGGGCCCGGACCCUCCGACUGUGGCUUCCCACCUCCCUCCCAUCACACUACAGGUGAAAAUCCCCAGCAAGGAGGAAGAAGCAGACAUAUCUUCGCCCACCCAACUCACCUACAGCAGCUCCCUCAGACGCUCCAGCCCCAGAACUAUCUCCUUUCGGAUGAGCUCCAGGAAAGACAACUCAGAAACAACCUUAACCCGCAGUGCCAGUGUGAGGCUGCCACCCAACACGGCUAAGAUAGGAGAGAAGCUGGAGCAAUACCAUACAGCCAUACAGAGAUCAGAGUCCAUGAGGUCUUCAGGCUCCCCCCGCACAGAGUUCUUUGUGGCUCCUGCAGGUGUAGCCAGCAAGCGCCACCUCUUUGAGAAGGAAAUGGCAGGCCAGAACCGCACAGAAGUAGCCUCCGGCCGGAAGGAGAACUUGAGGCUGUCUGGAGUUGUGACAUCAAGGCUGAACCUGUGGAUCAGCAGAACCCAGGAGUCUGGAGAGCAGGGCCCCCAGGAGGUACGGAAAGAGUUGGCAGCCACCAAAAGGACUCAAUGGGGAAAGAAAUCAGACUCCUCACUGGAUGCCGAGGGCUUGGCUCACAAGCCCCAGCCCACAUGCUUGCUUAAAGCCUUCUCCAUCCCCUGCCCUCGGCCAGUCCCUGCGGAGGCUGAGCAGACUCCCAGGAUCUGUGGGCAGCCUCUGGUCAGAGGGAGAACAGAGACCAUGUCUGACGUGGAGGAGGUGGUGGAGGAGUACGACGA
Molecule: messenger RNA, 1745 nt
Organism: Castor canadensis (American beaver)
Lineage: Eukaryota; Metazoa; Chordata; Mammalia; Rodentia; Castoridae
Source: RefSeq, a predicted model, not a curated record